Molecule: messenger RNA, 1506 nt
Organism: Mesitornis unicolor (brown roatelo)
Lineage: Eukaryota; Metazoa; Chordata; Aves; Mesitornithiformes; Mesitornithidae
Product: protein kinase C-binding protein NELL1
Exons: 7
Molecular function (GO): protein binding; calcium ion binding
Source: RefSeq, a predicted model, not a curated record
AACAUGAUGAAUGUGGCAGCGGACAGCAUAACUGUGAUGAGAAUGCAAUCUGUACAAACACUGUCAGGGGACAUAGCUGCACCUGUAAACCUGGAUAUGUGGGGAAUGGGACCAUCUGCCGAGCAUUCUGUGAAGAAGGGUGCAGAUAUGGUGGAACUUGUGUAGCCCCAAACAAAUGUGUCUGCCCUUCUGGAUUCACAGGAAGUCAUUGUGAGAAAGAUAUUGAUGAGUGUGCAGAGGGGAUCAUUGAGUGUCACAACCAUUCACGCUGUGUUAACCUCCCAGGGUGGUACCACUGUGAGUGCAGAAGCGGUUUCCAUGACAAUGGAAGCUAUUCUCUUGCCGGGGAGUCCUGUGUUGAUAUCGACGAGUGUGCCUUAAAGACCCACACCUGUUGGAAUGAUUCAGCUUGUGUGAACCUGGCAGGAGGGUUUGAUUGCCUUUGUCCAUCCGGACCAUCUUGCACUGGAGACUGUCCCCAUGAAGGUGGCUUCAAGCGAAAUGGACAGGUGUGGACCCUGAGGGAGGACAGAUGCUCCGUUUGUUCCUGCAAGGACGGGAGGAUUUUCUGCCGGAGGACAGCCUGCGACUGCGAGAACCCCAGUGCUGAUCUCUUCUGCUGCCCGGAGUGUGACACCCGUGUCACCAGCCAGUGCCUCGACCAAACUGGGCACAAACUCUACCGCAGUGGAGACAACUGGACCUACAGCUGUCAGCAGUGCCGUUGCCUGGAAGGAGAGGUGGAUUGUUGGCCUCUCCUAUGCCCAAAUCUAAACUGCGAGUACACGGCUAUCUCAGAAGGAGAGUGCUGUCCCCACUGUGUCAGUGACCCCUGUCUGGCUGACAACAUCACCUAUGACAUCAGGAAAACCUGUCUAGAUGGCUACGGAAUUACAAGACUUAGCGGCGCUGUAUGGACAAUGGUGGGAUCUCCUUGUACAACCUGCAAAUGCAAGAAUGGGAACGUCUGCUGCUCGGUGGAUUUAGAGUGUCUCAACAAUAACUGACGUAGUGAGACUGGACUGUGCCGAGGGAGGAAAACUGAUGAAGUUAUCACCUGAAAUGAAGUCGUAUGCAUUGGCAUUUUAUACAACAGACAAUUACCAAAGUCUCCACAUAAGGAAGAUGUUUGGGAGUUGCCUUUGGGACCUAUCACUAUGCUCAUCCUUGCUAGCCUUGUCUGGGUGACUUACAGUACAGCGCAUAUAAGUCAAUGGUUGUUCAAAGUUUUCAGUGUUGUAAAUUACACACCUUUCCUGUCAAGACAUUUGCAAUCAUUUAAAUUAUUUCAUGGGUAAACUAAUGCUGUAUUUUUGUUUUAAUUUGUGUAUUGACAACAUGAUAGAAUUCAGCUCUUCUUACUUUGGAUCUAGAUUUUACAAAGACAGCCUGUUGUGAUUUUGUCCCAUGAUAUCACAUACUUAGUUCCAAGGUCCCUGUCCAGAUGUAUUUAUGAAAAUAUGUAUGUAUGUACAGUCAAAUUGCAUAGUACUUAUAUUUCACAGC